CACUUUUUCUGAACUUUUUCAGUUUUUUCUCUUGAAAAUUCGCUCAAAUUUAUGCUUUUCUUUCCGUUCCCCCCAAUAAAUUGCAUCCUUUAUAGACGUUCAAUAAACAUAAGGACGUUUAGUAGUUCAUAGGAAGUUCUAAGCCAAAAUGGAAACCGAUGACUUGCAUGGCUCGACCACAUUGAAAGAAAUUCUGCCUCUAAAAUGGACCUGGUCCAUCACGAAGAGACGUCGGCCACUGGAUGACCCGUUCUUCGAAGAAGGAAACAUUGUCUGCAACCUGGAGGUCAACCAAUGGACUGUGUCGGAAGAUAUCGAAGAAAUACUGCAACUCUCAAGUGUACCUGAAUUUUCCUGCCAUUUGUCUACCUGCCAGAAAAGAUUCAACUCCAUAGCUGGAUAUGAGUUACAUUAUAAUAGUGAGCACCGGCACACUUGCUCACAAUGCCACCGGACGUUCCCCAACCUCCACAUCCUAGAUAUUCACGUGCUGGAGUGGCACGACUCCAUGUUUCAACUCCUGUCGCAAAAACAGAAUAUGUAUGAAUGUCUCAGGGAGGGAUGUGGUAAAAAAUUCCUCACCGCCAAGAAUCGCAAGAAUCAUCUUAUCAAAGCGCAUCAGUAUCCAGCCAACUUUCGAUUUGAUAGACCACAACAAGGUGGCAAAAAGAAAAAGGAUGCAAAACAAACCACGGAACAACCUGUCAACGAGAACAGUCACGGUGAUGCAACCCCUGUGGAGAUGGAUGCGGACGUAUCAAAAGAAAAUGUGGAGUCAGUUGCCAUGACGGCAGAUGGCGAUGCUGAGGAUGCGGCUCCAAAAAGCCGGUUUCAAUACAGCUAUAAAGUCCCAAAGAACAUCUGUUUCGGCCAAGGUUCCCAGCGAGGAUUUCAACGUCCGCCUGGUGGCAAGGGAAAGAAACAUGGGCGGAAGAAGCAUUGGCACCAAAAGCAGGAGGACUCGAUGGAUACUAGCGUCAAUAUAGAAAAAGUUGAUAUGAAUGAAUUGGCUGAUGUUUUGGACAGUAGUUGAUGACAAGGAUUUCUAAAUCUUGAAAAAAUGGCGAUGUGUUUGAAACAUCUCGUUCAGUUUGUCCUGAUAUCGGUAGGACAACAGCAGGAAGUGAAAAAAAAGGCAGCAAACAUUACCGAUUGACCGUAAAGCUUUUGAUGAACUUUCAUGACAUCUGAAAUCCGAUUGUACCUGGUCUGAAUGCAUUCUGUUAUAAUGUUUGUAUAUUUUUUUGUUAAUAAAAUCAAUUA
Messenger RNA from Lineus longissimus, 1263 nucleotides. RefSeq names its product zinc finger protein 511-like. The record is from RefSeq and is a predicted model, not a curated record. The transcript has 7 exons. Bases 149 to 1033 code for a protein of 294 amino acids. NCBI's taxonomy places the organism in Eukaryota, Metazoa, Nemertea, Pilidiophora, Heteronemertea, Lineidae.